Molecule: messenger RNA, 2040 nt
Organism: Echinococcus granulosus
Lineage: Eukaryota; Metazoa; Platyhelminthes; Cestoda; Cyclophyllidea; Taeniidae
Exons: 20
Coding region: 1-2040 (679 amino acids)
Source: RefSeq, a predicted model, not a curated record
AUGAUACAUAAAAAUGUUUAUUUUUAUCGUUCAAAGAAGUAUGCUGAAGCCAGGUAUAAGUAUGUAGAUAACAACUCAGCGCCAAUGGUGCGUAUUGACGACUGCGUCGCCAAAAUCGUGGAACCUACUAAGGAAGGCAAAUAUUUAGGCCAGUGCGAAUUUGGCUUAAGUGAUAUUGGUUCCUUUGACCAACCGGAAUGCCCUUCGCAAAUAGAUUUUAGUGCUAGAGGAAACUCAAAUAAUUUUUAUUUUCGAGCUAAUUUGUCUUGCUAUCUCAUUAAUCAUUGUAGAAAAAAUUAUUAUUCCAACAAAAUGCAUAACGCUACCAUUAGUAAUUUAUUCCAAGCUAUAAAAUUUGCCAAUUUCAUCAAUAUAUUUUUAAGCUCCGACCAAUGUAUAAAAAACACAUUAAAACACUCACUAACAGCUUUUUCAGGCCUCUUCAGUUUUAUUAAAGAAAUUAACAAUUUUGGGAAGAUGCAAUUCAUCAAUGCAAAGAAAAUGGUUUCCAACAUCAUCCGUUUUACUUUUACCAGCGUCACUAAGCCCCGUGUCAUUAAUGAAGUGGCAAAAAUGGCUAAGGAAUAUUCUUCCUUUAAAAUAAAUAAAUCUUGCUUAUUUGCCGCAAAUUCUGUCCAUAUGUUGAUAAGCAGAGUUUACUUCAUUAAGUGGCUCAAAAGCACUCACUCUUAUCUGAGUCUGCUUAUUCGUUUGUCGGGGCAAGAAUGGAUAAAUUAUUGCAUUCAUGUAAAAAAGCAGAAACAGGAAGCAGCAUUUGUGGGGACUUGUAAAUUCUCAGCCAACUGCUUGUAUGUGAAAAUGGCUUCAACAGCAGUUGCUUUAAGCUCAUCUUACCAUAAUUUGUUGGACAAAGCAAAACACUUUUAUAAAUUUGAAUAUAUCCAGAGAGAUAAGGAGAACAACAUCAUUACACAUAAUUCGGUGUUUUCCAAAAUUAUGAAUAAAAUUUUUUCCAACCUUUUUCAACAAUUCAAUAGUAGAUUCUGCUUAUUAAUACUGGACUUAGGCAAGGCAGUUUAUUCUUACUAUAAGCAACUUGUUCUAACAAGCAUUACUGAUAAAUUUAACAUACCGGGUUCCUGUUCCCUAACUCAGUCCAAACCAAUCCUUGAUGCGGAAGCCAUGCAUUGUCUUCACUUUGCAAUAAUUACUUCUGGGUGGUUUUUGCCAAUUUUAGCUACCACAGGUCAUUCAUUUCAAAAAAAUUAUGCCUUUAAGCCUAUGUUUCCCUCAAAAAAACAUGUAAAACCUUACUCAUUCUUCUCAGCGAAACUGUGCAUAGGUAAUUUAACUCCGAAUCAAGCAUCUACAUUCUGUACCAUCAGGUCCAUCGGUAUUUGCUUUGAUUUUACGGAUUGUCUAAAGAUGGUGCAAACAUAUUUAGAAGUCUCACAAAACUUAGUAAAAUUUGUUAGUAAAAAAAGAUCUCUUAAUUAUUUACUUAAGGUGUCUAAGCUUGAACACAAUGAUUUAUUACUUCUGGGAUUGCUCAGAAAGCGCUUUUAUGGACCAGAAUUACGUUUUACUUCGUUCUCAUUUGACUGUUUAAUCCUGCUUCUUAUUUAUCUUAUGAUUCAAACCUUACAUUUUCGACUGGAUCCAUUUAAAUGGAAAAUACCAGGUGGUGCUGCCUUCACACCUGAUUGCGCUGUAUUAACAUUGAUGCUGGCAGUGGCAGAGGCAGUGAAAUGGUUUCAAGUUGAAUUGUGGCUAGAACUUAAAUUGAUUGAUCCAAACAAGAAAUGCUCUGGGGUAUUGCUAACUCAAAUUGAAUUUACCCCUACAAGAAGAGGAAAUAUUUUGACUGGCACUAUCGAAUUUAAAAGUGUUUUUUCCUACUCCAACUCUGUGGCCAAAAAGAGUUUUCUUAGUGAUGUAGUUAUUUCAAAAGAUCACACAAAGAUACCAGCUAUGUUACGCAUCUACCUGGAAGAGCUUUGUGAGCUAAGUGGAAUAAAUUGUGUUAAAAUUGUUGAUUUUCUUCCAGUGAAAAGGCGUCAAUCUUCCCCAGUUUCAUGA